AUGCAUAAUGUUGAGGUUGCUUCCCGGCCGGUUCAGCGUGAAUGGCAACGCGCAACUGGCACAUUCUUUCUUGCUGACGCAUCUGACGUUCAGCGUCAAUGCGCGAAACUGGGGAGGUUCUGCAACGGUGGCGCAGAAUUACUAUGUGGAUUCCCCACAGAUUCUCCUUCAACUGACUGUGUGGCCCUGGGGCAGGACAUUGCAGCAAAGAAAGCUGGGGGAUCGAUUGACUACGCCCAGACUUCCGGAGCUGUUUCUCACGGGGCUCUUGUGGUAUCGCAGCUGCUGCAAAACGUGGCGUCUUUCGCAAUGCCCAAACUUGGCAAUGCUGCUUCGCUUACUUCGCUUCCUUCUAGCACUGCUUCGAAAACUGCAGCUACGAAGCUUCUCCAAAGCUACUAUCCCCUCUAUAAUCACAGCAAUGAUCCGGGAGUUCUUAUUUCUGACAGUAAUGCUACGUAUAUAAUCCAAGAUGAGCAUGGCCAAGUAACUAUUGACCUCGCCCGCCGAUCGCCGAUUUUUGCUAUUGCCAUGGAAACGCCUACAAUAACAGAUCUAGAAGGACGGUGCGAAUCCGUGGAAAUGCGUUGGUUUUCCGUGUACGUACAAUUAGAAGGGAAGGAAGGGCCUGGAUGUCAAAAGCCUGCCUCCAGAGCCGAUGCCAUGGCGAAAGGACAAGCUGGCGACAAGACCUGGUGUCAAGUGGGCCAUUUCGAGUACCUUUGCCAAAGGAAAUCAGCGCUUCAAGUUUUCUGCCUAGAUGCCCCACCUGGAGCACCUCGAGUUCCCGCAUCAUGGCCGUCUAACGGUAGUGAAGCAUGUUGGAGCAAAACAGGGUGGCUGACACAGCGAGUGCGGAUUGCGCUGAACGGAAACUGGGGAGCAGAAGCAACUCGUGUUCGCCGGUUGAGAGUUCUUGCAUUGCUGUAG
Eimeria mitis is the source of this 930-nucleotide messenger RNA. RefSeq lists its product as uncharacterized. The coding region runs from base 1 to 930 and encodes 309 amino acids. The transcript has a single exon. The record is from RefSeq and is a predicted model, not a curated record. NCBI's taxonomy places the organism in Eukaryota, Apicomplexa, Conoidasida, Eucoccidiorida, Eimeriidae.